Messenger RNA from Leishmania braziliensis MHOM/BR/75/M2904, 3285 nucleotides. RefSeq lists its product as hypothetical. NCBI's taxonomy places the organism in Eukaryota, Euglenozoa, Kinetoplastea, Trypanosomatida, Trypanosomatidae. The record is from RefSeq and is a predicted model, not a curated record. The transcript has a single exon. The coding region runs from base 1 to 3285 and encodes 1094 amino acids.
AUGAAUGUGGAUGUGGCCUACGCCGAGCUGGUGCCGCGCUACGUCGAUCUUGCGCUGUUCCUCUGCGGGGAGGCACUGCGGCGCAUCAAGGAUGAGCUCCGCCAGCACGCGACGGCCGCAGCGCCGCUCUACGCGUGGCACCUUCGCAAGGUGUGCUUCCUGCACGUGCUGCCCAACGAUGGAGACGCCGGUGUGGAUGACGCCGCGACAGACAACAGUACCGCCGCAGCAGCUGCUGCGAGGCGGGUUGGGGGCACGGGCCCGUCGUGUGCCGCCGCGCCACCAGACCCAAUAGAUGAAGAGGCAAGCUGGGGUGUCGCGCCGGUGCUCUCGGCACAGAGCUCGAAGGAGGUGAGCUUCCGGCGGGCCUAUGCACAGCUGCACCGCCCGUGCGGCGUCGACUCGUGGACUGUGGUGAGCGAGAAGUCGGAUACACACGUUACGCCAGCAGCCACGGACACCUCUCUCAGAAGCGGUGGUGGCACCAGCCAGGCAGCAGAGCAGGUUCACCCGUGCCCCCCACCUGGAGUGGGGCACCGGUGGGACAGGGCCGAAGUGCCGCCGCCGCCGCCGGCCCGCGUCAGCGCAGCACCGACCGACGCGGGGUUUGGGCUUCUGUGCGACUUUCUGAGAACGGCAGCGCAGGCAGGGGGGACGCCGCUCAUGCAGCGCCUCGCCGCCGUCCUGUGUGGUGUUGUGGCAGAGGGUAAGGGGAUCACAUCUGCGCCGGAAGGACACCCUUCGGGCAUCGAGGUACUGCCGUCGGCGCCAACGAUCACCGUCGCUCACCUCUCAGAUCUCUUCGACGAGGACCUCUUUGACGAUGAGCUCAGUGCUGAGGCCGGCAACGCCACGCGUAGUUUUCACAUUUGGGUGAACUAUGAAUGGGCCAGUGCGUCGUUUGCACGGCAGACGCAACUGGCGGCCGCCGUGACGACGUGGCUGGCCGCUCUUCGCCACUGCUUCGAUGGGUUGCCGUCGCGGUGGCUGGCGGCACUGAAACAGCGUGCCGCUGCCUCGGCGCCACCGCUGCCACCACUUGUGUCCACAGUGCCGAUCAAUGUGCGCCGGAUGCACGCGGCAUUGGAAGGCGUUUUCGAGGGCCAUCCAAGCGCUCGUGCAAUGCUGAUGGAGUUGUCGUUGACUCAGAGCACACCGCACCUCACCGACAAUGCGCUUCUCAAGCUGCUCUUUCUGCAGGGGCCACCGGCGUCGAUGAUGAUGGUGCGAGCUGAGCUCAGUAAUCGUGGCACUCAGACAAUCCUCAUGUGCAUCACCAGCGGUAUGCUCCUGUACGCGCAGUAUUACCUCUCCUUUCGCUCCCUGGCAGUCGCGCGGCAGUGCGCGCGCGUGGCGUUGCAGGUCGCUCAAGAAGUACAGUCUAACGCCAUUCUUGCCCUGGCCCACUACACCGCACACGUGGUAGCUAUACACCAAGGCAGACCUGUCGAUGCCGCCAACAGCAUCUCGAUUGCGCUUCAGUUGACCUUGUCGAACGGGUCAGGCAGUAGCAGUGGGCAGAGAGCUGGCCCCGCAGACGGGACGCUCUCGUCGGUGGCGCCGACGCUGUCGGGCACCGACGCCCAACUGGCAAGCCUUGCCUUCGCCGGGGCGGCACAGCUGCUCCUGUUCUUCCCCGGAGCGGUGGGCCCGGCGUUACGCUCCCUCCUUUCGACCGGCCGGCAGAGUAGUAGCGGCGGCUUCGGUGAUGGCGAUGCGGAGGCGCAACACACGCGAAGUGCGGAAGGUGGAGGCUCGGAGGACCCAAACGACUUUACUGGGAGGCACAACGGCGCCGUGGCGGUACAAACAAUUGCCCAGUCCAUUCGCCACUCGCUGCUGCGCGCCAAUGCGGCACUGCUCCAGGCACCACCGGUGGAGGGGAGAUGGAUAGGCAUAGUUGCGAGUCUGCAACGAGAAACGCUGCUGCUCAUCGGGGCAAUGUACGGCAUGGUGUCCUCGCCGCUGGUCAUUACAACGGCGUCGCUCCGACAGCUGCUAGAGGAGGUGAAAGAAGAGACCUCGACUGCGUCACCGGUGUAUAGUCACCACCCGAGGCGCGCGUUGCUGUGGGAGGUACUGCGGCACGCCGCGCACCACGCCUUGGCCCUGCAAGAGGGUUUCCUCGCGCCCUCAAAGUGCACUGCAAGUAGCGCCAGCGGUGGCGCUACUAUGAGCGACGCACUUCGUUGCCUGCACUCGGCGCUGACAGCUGUCGGUGACCACUACGGUGCCUCGGCGUCGGCCGCAGCCAAUGAGGCGGUUUUCUUCUCGUCAGUAGUCCGCUACUGCUCUGGGUGUCAGCUGUACACGAACGGGUACGUUGCCGCCGCCUACGACGUGUGGUCGAGGCUGGCAGAGACACUGAAUCCAGCCCCCUCUGCUGGUGACAUGGAGGGGGGGCAUAGCAAGCAGCGCUGUGCGACCCACAGCCCCGCCGACGCCGACGCGGUGACGAGCACCAACUCUUUACAUGACGAGGACGCCGAGCACUUUUGGCCUCCGGACCAUCUGCUGCUGUACGCCCUGGUGCAGCGCCGGCGUGCGCAGGCGGCAGUGUUUCUCGGCCAUAUUGUGGUGCCUCACCGGCUGCAGAAAGAGCUGCUUACCGUCUCCUCGCGGUACGCGUUUCCUUUCGGCGUUCUCACCGCGCAGCUCAUGGAGGCACAGGCGCACCAGCAGCAUGGCCGCUUCAGCGUCUCGCUGAACGUGGCACGCCAUGUCGAGCAAGCGGCGACACGCAUCGGCUACCCGAGUCUGUGUGAAGCAGCGCGUACACUUCAAGUGACGGCGUACGCCCACAGCGGCUGUUGGUGUGAGGCGCAACGCACACUGGCGAAGUGCUGCCCCACCACAGCAUCCCAGCGCACGUCUGUUCUGUUGCAACAGUACACGGCGUAUCUGGAGCCGCUGCUACUGCACCACAUGCCAGGGUCAGCGGGAAAGGUGGAGUGCCUGACACGCAGUUGGAUUGCUCUGCUCAUGCGGGAGGGCCUCGUGGCGGCGAAGCCGGUGCACGACGAUGGAGACUUGUGCGUCCGCGCCACCGCUGCGGGAAUAUCGGCUGUGGAUGAACUGUGCCUGUACAGUUCCUUGCAGCGAGCGUGCGCACUGCUGGGCUAUCGCACUAACGUCAUCGAAAAGCGAACGGUAAACUGCCUGGAGACGCUCAGCGCACGGCAGCACUGCCCUACCCCUGGCCUCUGCAUCCACGGCAGCUGCGAGGAGCUCUGCCGAAGCGCUCUUUACGGUGACGCAUCCUGCGAUGCGAAGGAAGAGAGGUAG